GCAGCGCAGCAUUUGCCCGUCACACUGACAGAGCCUGUGGCCCAGCAGGGAGCUGCCCUGGGUCUCCCAGGCAGCCCCCUCCUCGUUGGGCCCUGCUGAGCUGGCAGGUUCAUCUCUCGGGUUUGACCGUUUCAAAGGUGGCCCGAGUAAAGCAGUCAGACUGUGACACAGCCCCCACCAUCUCUCCAGCUGCAGGGUUUGCACAAUUCAUUAGUAGCCUCUGCAGGAGUCCUGGGACCUAACUCAGAAUUGUGGAGACAACCGACUAUUCCGCUAGUGGGGAUGUUGCCUGUGAAAAUAGAGAGUCAUGUCUUUGGUGGUUUGUGCUUUUUAAACCCAGCCCUGAUGUCGGAGGGGAAUGACUUAAAAAGCUGCUGGAGAAAGACUGGGGUGCAGAAUGCUACACCUUGCACGAUGCAAAUCUAAAUGCAAAGGGAAUCAAAGGGCCAGUGUUGUAAGAGAAGCUGAAUCAGCUAAAUGGAAGCAGAACAGACAAAAUGACAUUAAAUAGGAAGAUGUUAAACUUGCUAGCUUUGCCUGAGAAUGUAUAGCAGAAGCCAUCCCUCCCCUAAGAGGAACCCAUCUGAACAUCAGACGGUGGAUUUCACUUCCUUUGUGUUGGAAACUUUAAAUCUUACCCAACCUGAUACUCAAACACCUGCGUGGUUCUUCUAAACACUAGCAGUGAAGGUUUCAGAAGUGCAGAAGCUUGCCACGGCUCAUCUUCUCCUCAGAUAGCCUGAGUGUCGGAGAUCGUGCUCCUGAGGCCGGUGGGAACAACAUGCUACAGCAAGCCAUAUAUUGAGGCCUGGAAAAUGGUCCUGCACCCGCCUGGCCUGCGGCUGGAACUGUCGUCUCUGGAGCAGCACCAGCUGGGAGCGAGGGCUGAGCAGUGACUUCCCCUCAGACCACGUCCGAUCUGUGGCCUCCCGGUGAAAGGCUGCAGGCUCCCGAGGGGCGAGGAUGGCAGCAUGGGGCGAGCAGGCAGACAGUCGUAACGCUGGCUCUGGCAAGCCCGGGCCUUUCCACUCUGCCCCAGCUGCACCCAGCAAUGGCUGAGGGGCCCACGGUGCGCCAGAGAUGAGUGGAGCUUUCCCCCUGGCAGUAGGGUUUAGUGCUGACUUUGGACUAUGACAUCCUAUCGACCCAUUCCGCAGGCAAGCGUGGAUGUUGGCGGACCGGCGCUGAAGGGGGGCGACGGGCUGGCUGGCACGCGGGGCGAUUACUUCUCGCCAGGGUUCUGGGCGCAGAAUGGCAGCAGCUCGCAGCCAGCUGGGGACGCUCUGCCCGGGCCACGGCCCACCACCACCACGCCCGCCAUGCCGAAGAUGGGUGUGCGCGCCAGGAUUGCCGACUGGCCCCCAAAGAGAGACGCACUGAAGGAUCCGGCCACUCCAAGCCCCUCGAGGGACAUGGAAGCAGCGACAGGCAGCAGCAGGACUUUUCUUUCACCCAAGGGCUUUCAGAAUGGGCAGCAGCCGCCUCCCACCAGCCUGGGCUCCUCGGGGCUCCGGGGCUUGCACCGGCUCUCCAGGAGGAGAUCCAAGGACGUGGAGUUCCAGGAGGGUUGGCCUCGAUCGCCUGGCAGGGCCUUCGUCCCGCUGCGCAACAGGAGUAACAGCGAGAUCACCCUCAGCGAGUGUGACUUGGAAGAGACCCUGGAGCCCCGUGGGACCAAGCUGGGGGGCGGCCUGCCCCUCUUCCGCGAGUAUGGCAGCACCUCCUCCAUAGACGUGCAGGGCAUCUCGGAGCAGAGCUUGUUCGACAUGCUCCGCGAGCUCCGCGCCGAGACGCCGGCCCAGCGCCGCCUGGCGGCCGAGAAGCUGAGCGACCUGCGGGCCGACGCCAGCACGGCCUCCAGCCUGCACGUGGCUAGCGGCGCCAAGGCGGACAUGAGGAAUGGCCUGGGACUCCCCCAUGAGGGCUCCCCCACUCCCCCAAAGGAGAAGCCCCGCAAGAAGGGCCCCAAGGGGGAGGCAGGAGGCGACUCCAUCUUCAGGAAGCUGCGGAGCAGCCGGAGCGAUGGGGAGCCCGGGAAGGCCUUGCUGGAGCAGGAGGAGGGUGGCAAGGCCUGGGUCUGCCAGAAGACCUUUGCGCACUACGACGUGCAGAGCCUGCUCUUCGACCUCAACCAGGUGGCAGCCAACCGGGUGGUGGUGGCGCAGCGGAGAAACACCACGACGGGCGCCUCGGCCGCCUCUGCUGUCUCGGCUGCCCUCUCCCGGGCAUACGGGCUGGGCGGCCUGGACCCGGCCUUCGCCAGCACCGAAGACCUCAACUACAAGGAGAACCUGGAACACGACCACGGGGACAACAACAGCAACGACCUGCUGCUCAGCUGCCCCCACUUCCGCAACGAGGUGGGUGGCAUGUGCGAGCGCAACGUCAGCUUCUCCAGGGCGUCGGCCGGCUCCCCCUGCGGGGCCGCGGGCGAGGGAGGCUUCCUGGAGCCCUCCCUCAACACCUACUGCACCAACGCCAGCAUCUCCGUGCUGGAGGUCCCCAGGGAGCUGCAGAGGAGCCCCAGCCGGCUAACGCGCUACAACGUGGAGCACGUCGACCUGGGGGCCCACUACUACCAGUUCUAUUUCCACGGCAAAGAGCAUUCCAACUACUUUGGAGUGGAUGAGAAGCUGGGACCAGUGGCUGUGAGCAUCAGGAGAGAGAAGCUGGAGGAUCAUAAAGAGUUCGGGCCCCAGUAUCAGUACAGGAUUAUCUUCCGGACCAGCGAGCUCGUGACCCUGCGAGGCUCCAUCCUGGAGGACGCGACUCCCACCACCACCAAGCACGGGACGGUGCGUGGCCUCCCCCUGAAGGACGUGCUGGAGUACGUGGUCCCCGAGCUGAACAUCCACUGUCUGCGGCUUGCCACGAACACGCCGAAAGUCACGGAGCAGCUCCUGAAACUUGACGAGCAGGGGCUCUGCAGGAAGCACAAGGUGGGGAUCCUGUACUGCAAAGCAGGCCAGAGCUCCGAGGAGGAGAUGUACAAUAACGAGGAGGCCGGGCCAGCCUUCGACGAGUUCCUCUCCCUCGUCGGGGAGAAGGUCUGUCUGAAGAACUUCGGCAAGUACGCUGCGCAGCUGGACACGAAGACUGACUCCACCGGCACCCACUCUCUGUACACCACCUAUCAGGACUACGAGAUCAUGUUCCACGUCUCCACGAUGCUCCCCUACACGCUCAACAACCGGCAGCAGCUACUAAGGAAGCGGCACAUAGGAAACGACAUAGUCACAAUCAUCUUCCAGGAGCCUGGAGCGUUGCCUUUCACCCCCCAGAAUAUCCGCUCACACUUCCAGCAUGUCUUUAUUAUUGUCAGAGUCCACAGCCCUUGCACUGAUAACGUUUGCUAUAGCGUGGCUGUGACCAGAUCCAAAGAUGCUCCACCCUUCGGCCCCCCAAUCCCCAGCGGCGGCGUCACCUUCCGCAAGUCUGACAUCUUUAGAGACUUCUUACUGGCCAAGGUGAUCAAUGCCGAGAACGCCGCGCACAAGUCUGACAAGUUCCACACCAUGGCGACGCGCACCAGGCAAGAGUACCUGAAGGACCUGGCGGAGAACUGCAUCACUAACACGCCCAUCGACUCCACGGGGAAAUUCAACCUGAUCUCCCUGACUUCCAAGAAGAAGGAGAAGAUGAAGGCGCGGGUGGGGGCGGAGCAGUACAGCAGCGGGGCCAUCGCCUGGCGCGUCUCAGCCCAGGACUUUGCCCAGGGGGUGGAGAUUGAGUGCAUCUUGGCCAUCUCCAACGAGUUCAUCGUCCUGCUGGACCUUGGCACCAAGGAGGUGGUGUUCAACUGCUUCUGUGGGGAUGUGAUUGGCUGGACUCCCGACCCCGGCACCCUCCGGAUCUUCUACGGCAGAGGGGACCACGUCUCCAUCCAGGCCGCAGACAGCAGCCCCGAGGACAUCAAGGAGAUCGUGCAGCGACUCAAGGUCAUGACCUCGGGCUGUGAGACGGUCGACAUGACCCUGCGGAGAAACGGGCUGGGCCAGCUCGGCUUCCAUGUGAAGUAUGACGGGACGGUGGCCGAGGUGGAGGACUACGGCUUUGCGUGGCAGGCGGGGCUCCGGCAGGGCAGCCGGCUGGUGGAGAUCUGUAAAGUCGCCGUGGUGACGCUGUCCCACGACCAGAUGAUCGACCUGUUGCGGACCUCGGUCACAGUGAAAGUGGUCAUCAUCCCGCCCCAUGAGGACGGCGUCCCUCGCAGGGGAUGGGCCGAGUCCUUCGAAAUGAGCAGCAUGGAGCACAAGGCAGAGCUGGAGAGAGUGCCCACGGGGCACCGCCCGCCGUACCGCAGCAACUCGGCAUGGCAGUGGAGUGGGCCUGCCUCCCACAACUCCUCGCAGGCAGCCAAGUGGGCAGAGCCCCCGCCCCGCAGCCAUGCUCAGUCCCUCACGAGGCCCCCCAAACAGACCUCUGUCGUCCCGUACCGCGAGCCGCAGCCCCUGCACAGCAAGAGGCCAGUUAGCUUCCCUGAGACGCCGCAUACCGCCGCCUCCUCCCCAGUGGGGACAGAGAGAGGCCAGCCGUAUCGGCAGCCGUCGGGCAGCUUCUCGACUCCAGGUUCGGAAGGAACGGCUUACACCCGCUAUAAGCCGUCCCCAGAAAGAUACGCAACCUCUCAGCGGCCCGCGCUGCCCUUCGAACAGCAGUACAGCCCCGAGGUGACCUCGAGCGGCGAUUCCUCGUCCGGGGGGCUGCCCGGUCAGGAGAGCCCCAUGGAGAGACACAAGCCGGAGCCCCUGUGGCACGUGCCGGUGCCGUCCAGGCUCCCUGCUGCGACCGGGACCAGCCUGAGCAAGCGGCCCAGCAGACAGGAGCUGGCAGGAAAGGAUUCUCCCAGCCGGCCUUGCAGAGGCUCUUUGCAGGGUGAGGCUCCGUACUCCAGCCACUCCAGCAGCAACACGCUGUCCAGCAGCGCCUCCAGCCGGCACAGUGACGAGCGCUGGUCUGACGCGCCCGACCCCGCCGAGGGCGAGCCAGACCCCGUCUGCAAGGGGGGCUCCAGCGACAGCGGCAUUGACACCACGCUCUACGCCAAGCCCUCCCGCCUGGGGCCGCCCCAAGCCCUGCCGGGCUCUGCCCACUACGAGAGCGGGGGCAAGAGGAGGGAGCCUUCGCCCGCCGUCAGCUCGGGCAGCCAGAGCCGAGGCUACCGGCCCAAGAUGUACCCAACGGGGGCCAGCGCGGCCGGGCCUGCCGCAGCCCCCAGCCAUGGCAGUGAGCUCUUCAAGCAGCCAAGUAAUUUCAGUUUGCGACAAGGCCGCCCUGCUCAGGGUUACAAAGCGCCCGUGGCUGAGACUCCCAGGCCCCCACACAUGUCCCAGUCCAGCUCCUUCCAGCUGUCUGCCUCUGUCCCCAAAUCCUUCUUUUCCAAACAGCCCAGCAGGAACAAGCCCGCGUCGGGGUGGAAGAGAGCCGAGGAGACCCCCACGAGACCCGUGGCCUUCACAGACCCGAAGAAGCAAAUCGACAUGAACACCAAGAACGUCUUUGGGCAGCCCAGGCUGCGGGCGUCGCUCCGGGACCUGCGCUCCCCGCGCAAGAACUACAAGUCCACCAUCGAGGACGACCUGAAGAAGCUCAUCAUUAUGGACGGCUUGGGCCCGGAGCCAGAGAGAGCCAUGUCUCCGCAGAAGCCUCUCCAGCGAACGUUAUCAGACGAGAGCCUGUGCAGUGGGCGGAGAGACGCCAGCUACGCCAACGCCACCUGCUUCGAACAGUCCCUGGCCAGUGACGUCCUCUUCACCAGCACCUACCCGUCCAACACGCUGCCCACCCGGCGGCAGCACCCGCAGCCGGGCAACGGGGGCCUCCCCGAGAAGAAAUCCACCAUCUCUGCCUCGGAGCUGUCACUGAGCGACGUGCGGGACCAGCCCACGAGACGCCUCGACCCGGGGCUCAUGCCCCUGCCCGACACGGCAGCUGGCCUGGAAUGGUCCAGCCUGGUCAACGCUGCGAAGGCCUACGAAGUGCAGAGAGCCGUCUCCCUCUUCUCCCUCAACGACUCAGCGCUGAGCCCCGAGGCCGCCCCCGCGCCCAGCCUGGAGAGACAGCCCACGCCCCGCACCACGCCCACCAUGAGCGAGGAGCUGCCCCUGGACCUGACGGGGAAGGUGUGUCAGCUGGAGGCCAUGCUGAAGCAGCUACACAGCGACCUGCAGAAAGAGAAGCAGGACAAGGUGGUGCUGCAGGCGGAGGUGGCCACUCUGCGCCAGAACAACCAGCGGCUGCAGGAGGAAUCACAGACGGCCAGUGAGCAGCUGCGCAAGUUCGCCGAGAUCUUCUCCAGCCCCGUGGGCAAGGAGCUGUGAGCUCCCCUCUCGGGCGCCAGAUGCCACGCACACCCAGCAUGGUACCAAGAUCUCCAGCCCCAUGGAUAAGGAGCUGUGAGCUCCCCUCUCGGGCGCCAGGUGCCACGCACACCCAGCACGGUACCAAGAUCUCCAGCCCCAUGGAUAAGGAGCUGUGAGCUCCCCUCUCGGGCGCCAGGUGCCACGCUCACCCAGCGCUGUACCGAGAUCUCCAGCCCCGUGGGUAAGGAGCUGUGAGCUCCCCUCUCGGGCACCGGGUGCCACGCACACCCAGCACGGUACCGAGAUCUCCAGCCCCGUGGAUAAGGAGCUGUGAGUGCCCCUCUUGGGUGCCAGGUGCCACGCACACCCAGCACUGUACCGAGAUCUCCAGCCCCGUGGGCAAGGAGCUGUGAGCUCCCCUCUCAGGCGCCAGGUGCCACGCUCACCCAGCGCUGUACCGAGAUCUCCAGCCCCGUGGGCAAGGAGCUGUGAGCUCCCCUCUCAGGUGCCACGCUCACCCAGCGCUGUACCGAGAUCUCCAGCCCCGUGGGUAAGGAGCUGUGAGCUCCCCUCUCGGGCACCGGGUGCCAGGUGCCACGCACACCCAGCACUGUACCGAGAUCUCCAGCCCCGUGGAUAAGGAGCUGUGAGUGCCCCUCUCGGGCGCCAGGUGCCACGCACACCCAGCGCUGUACCGAGAUCUCCAGCCCCGUGGAUAAGGAGCUGUGAGCUCCCCUCUCGGGCGCCAGGUGCCACGCACACCCAGCACUGUACCGAGAUCUCCAGCCCCGUGGAUAAGGAGCUGUGAGCUCCCCUCUCGGGCGCCAGGUGCCACGCACACCCAGCACUGUACCGAGAUCUCCAGCCCCGUGGAUAAGGAGCUGUGAGCUCCCCUCUUGGGUGCCAGGUGCCACGCACACCCAGCACUGUACCGAGAUCUCCAGCCCCGUGGAUAAGGAGCUGUGAGCUCCCCUCUCGGGCGCCAGGUGCCACGCACACCCAGCGCUGUACCGAGAUCUCCAGCCCCGUGGAUAAGGAGCUGUGAGUGCCCCUCUCGGGCGCCAGGUGCCAUGCACACCCAGCACUGUACCGAGAUCUCCAGCCCUGUGGGUAAGGAGCUGUGAGCUCCCCUCUCGGGCGCUGGGUGCCAGGUGCCACGCACACCCAGCGCUGUACCCCCGGGCUGCUGGCUGGGUGAGGGCAGCAGCAGAGCCCUGGGACGCGCUGGGGAAGCUGCUGAUGUGCUGGGAGGGAUCUGUCCUUGGAAGGUGCAUCGCCGGCCCUUCCGCGCCUGCACCAUGUCCCUGGCAGUGUGGGGCUAAACACGGGAUUUCUGGUUCCGUAUCCCUCCACACGGUGCCAGGGAUCCGAGUCUGGUCUCUGCCCUGCCACCAGGAUGUUCUUGGGGCGCCAAUGCCAGACGUGGCAGCCUGUUAACGCUCAUGCAAAGGGCGCUGCUGGGCACCUGGCUGGGACAGGGACUCCUCACCCUGCAUCUCCCAGGACGACUAGCUCCUGGGGCGAACCUUGACUAAUCCAGGGACUAUCCCUGUGGAGUGACUUGAUUCCAGCCCUUCUGCACUACGCUCUGACGGCCAGUUCCCAGGAGCGUCUGCCACGGACACAGCACGACGGAGCUGGGCAGGUCACUGACCGGUUCUGGUCAGAGCUGGCGGUGGGUUUUCUGGUGUACAAGAAUUACAGGGGGGCUGUACCCGGACCGCAGAGAAUUUAAAACUGGCCCCCGGCUGUGGAGAGCACUUCCUCAAAGCUAAAUUAUUUGCUAGCGAAUGCAAUGCUGAGAGCGGCUCAGGAAGUGCACAUUGAUUGCACUGGAAAUGGUCUUUAUAAAACACUAUAUUUGUAUAAAUGA
Molecule: messenger RNA, 8175 nt
Organism: Mauremys reevesii (Reeves's turtle)
Lineage: Eukaryota; Metazoa; Chordata; Testudines; Geoemydidae
Gene: SIPA1L3
Product: signal induced proliferation associated 1 like 3
Exons: 24
Coding region: 1131-6320 (1729 amino acids)
Biological process (GO): activation of GTPase activity; establishment of epithelial cell polarity; epithelial cell morphogenesis
Cellular component (GO): cytoplasm; plasma membrane; Golgi apparatus
Molecular function (GO): GTPase activator activity; protein binding
Source: RefSeq, a predicted model, not a curated record